UUAGCCAAACAAUGACCUUGCUCUCUCCAAAAGAAUCUCUUAUCUUCUUAUUCUUUCUUCCCACUUCAGCAUUUGUCGUUCCCUUUAUCCAGUCUACAGUCCACUUGUCGGUCGUUAACUAUUCAAAACUCUACCACCCCAUCUCUUCAUCUUCUUCAGUAAACUGGAUAUAUGUUUUUGUUUCAUUAAUUGAUCUCAUAAAAGUACCAUAAAUUCCUCUGAGAAGAAAAAAAAGUCCCAGAUUUUCUCUAGGCGUUUAAGGCCACUAGUGGUGCCUAAAAGUUCUUGAUUGUUGAAGAAGAUUGAGAGCUUUCUACAGGAUUGAAGAUGGCUUCUCUUCAAGGGCCCGUAGUUUGCCCCAUGAUCAAUGCGAAGCAAUCCGGAGUGUAUUCUGUCCCGAUUAGUUCACCUCUACUGAAAGCCAAAGUUAUUAGAAGUGGGUUUUGGGGGCUUGUAGGAAUCGGCAACGGUAGGACUAAUGUAAAUUAUCGACAAAAUUUGCAGAAAUGCAAGACUAUACGAUGUACUUUUAGUUCGUCGUGGAAUGGAAAUGAUAGUAGGGCCGGGAAUUCAAAUGAGAAUGAAUCUGAUUAUGUGAAUUCGAGCGUUGUUGAAGCUGUUGAAGUCAGAAGUGGCCCAGAUGGUUUCAUGAUCAAGAUGAGAGAUGGCCGGCAUUUGAGAUGUGCCCAUAAUAACCCCCAAGGGAGUCAUCGGUCAGAUUAUGCUCCGCACCCUGCAAUUGUAUUGAAGAUGGAAGACGGGACCGGGCUUCUUCUCCCCAUAAUUGUUUUGGAGAUGCCCAGUGUGCUGCUAAUGGCUGCUGUACGCAAUGUCCAAAUUGCUAGGCCUACCAUGUAUCAAGUGGCAAAGGAAAUGAUUGAGAAGAUGGGCUAUACAGUGAAACUUGUACGAGUUACCAAGAGAAUACAUGAGGCAUAUUUUGCAGAAUUACACCUUACAAAGCUGGAUAAUGAAGCAGAGUGUAUCAGAUUUGAUCUGCGACCGUCAGAUGCCAUUAACAUUGCAGUUAGAUGCAAGGUGCCAAUCCAAGUGAACAAAUACUUGGUGUAUAUGGACGGUAUGAAGGUUAUUGAACCUGAAAAAGUGCCAGUACAUAGCUCCUCAUCAGAUGGCUUAUUAUUUACUGAGUUGGACAGACCUAGUGCCCAGCUGUCCAUUGAAACAAAGGAGUUUAAUCUUGUGCGCAACAUGCUAAUAGCUGCAGUCGAGGAACGUUACAAGGAUGCAGCUCUGUGGAGGGACAAGCUCACUCAGCUUCGCUCAAAAAGGAACUGGACAUAGCAGGUCGUCUUGUUCUCUCUCUUUGGUACGACAAGCGGAUAACUUGUAUAUAGACUAUAUGUUUGGUAUGUGUGACUCGACAAAAUUGUACAAAAUUAACGAAGAAAAAUGUUAAAAUCUUGUGGCUGUCGCGUGCAUUUUAGCAUAUCGAAUAUGGCUAGAUAUCAUUCUCUGGCUUCUUUAGUAGUUAAUAGUGUCUGUUUCCUUUGUAUGUAUAGUGCUCGCCGAUAUGUGUAUAUAUAAAACAUAAUGUAAUGCUGAUUUGUUUAAACUUUCUGGUUUCUGUCCAUAAAUAGUUUUUAUUUUUUUUCCUC
Messenger RNA from Olea europaea var. sylvestris, 1616 nucleotides. RefSeq names its product bifunctional nuclease 1-like. Gene Ontology annotation, cellular component: VCB complex; nucleus. The coding region runs from base 328 to 1302 and encodes 324 amino acids. Lineage: Eukaryota; Viridiplantae; Streptophyta; Magnoliopsida; Lamiales; Oleaceae. Gene Ontology annotation, biological process: protein ubiquitination. The record is from RefSeq and is a predicted model, not a curated record. Gene Ontology annotation, molecular function: nuclease activity. The transcript has 11 exons.